AUGGAAAAUGGAAGCUUGGACAAGAGGAUAUUUGACUGUAAUGAGAGUUUGUUACUAGCUUGAGAAUAGAGGGAAGUCUUGAAAGAUGUGGCUAGUGGGAUUUUCUAUUUGCAUGAGGGUUGGGAAGCUAAGGUUUUACGUAGGGACAUUAAGGCAAGCAAUGUGUUGCUUGACAAGGAAAUGAAUGCUAAGCUGGGAGACUUUGGAUUGGCUAGAAUGCACCACGGUCAAUUAGUCAGCAACGCAAGAGUGGUUGGGACAUUGGGAUACAUGGCGCCAGAAUUGGUUCAAAAUGGGCGAAUCUCCGCUCAAACUGAUGUGUUUGGUUUUGGGGUAUUGGUUCUUGAAGUGGUUUGCGGCCGAAAAUCCAUUGAGCAGUGCUUGCCAAUCCUGGUCGAUUGGGUAAGGAGGCUAAUGGAGACAGGGGAAUUACUUUGUGCUCUUGACAAGAGGCUAAAGGACAAAAGUGGAUGUGACAUGAAGGAAGUUGAGAAGUUUCUUUUUUUGGGAUUGUUGUGUGCGCAUCCUGAGCCUCGGGGAAGGCCAACGAUGAGGCAAGUUGUCAUGAUAUUGGAGAGUGGAUUUGAUGCCACCGAUCAUGCUGAAGAGAACGGAAUGGAAGCUGCGCUGAUCGAAGGAAGAAUUGAGGCAACAAACAAGUCUCGUUGGUGCUUUGGUGGAAGAGAAACACACUCUACGUUUGAAGAGAUUAGGCAUUCUCUUUUCUGA
This is a messenger RNA of Morus notabilis, 729 nucleotides long. RefSeq names its product probable L-type lectin-domain containing receptor kinase VII.2. Gene Ontology annotation, molecular function: ATP binding; protein kinase activity. Gene Ontology annotation, biological process: protein phosphorylation. Gene Ontology annotation, cellular component: plasma membrane. Lineage: Eukaryota; Viridiplantae; Streptophyta; Magnoliopsida; Rosales; Moraceae. The record is from RefSeq and is a predicted model, not a curated record.